Molecule: messenger RNA, 2528 nt
Organism: Varanus komodoensis (Komodo dragon)
Lineage: Eukaryota; Metazoa; Chordata; Lepidosauria; Squamata; Varanidae
Gene: ZNF668
Product: zinc finger protein 668
Exons: 2
Coding region: 301-2100 (599 amino acids)
Source: RefSeq, a predicted model, not a curated record
CUAAAUCGCGUCGCGGAGGGACACCGAGGGCCUUUGUCCCUCUGGCGGAGAGCAGACGGCGGGCUCCUUUAAUCUGGGCGGAAAAGAGCCAAGGCGAUGCGGGCUGUUCUUUCUCCUUUUUGUCUCCUGGUCCUAGAGACAGCCAUUUUGCAGGGAGAUCAUUUGCCAGAUCAAACCUUUGUGUUUCUUGGGACUGUUAUGCAGCUACGGAGAAUCACAUUUCUUUGGCUGGCUUCUCUUAGGAAUGGCAACCAAGUGGAACUUUAAAAGAUUCAACACACGACAGUCUCCUCCCCGAAAAUGGCUGAGACAGAGGAGGAAGAGGCAGGCGUGGAAGUGAAGCUGGAAGAGGAGGAGGAAGAAGAGGAGGAGGAGGAAGAAGAGGAGGAGGCUGGCUACGUUCAGUCCGGACGGCGCUAUAAAUGCCUGACCUGCAACAAAACGUUCCCGAGUGUGCCGCGAGUGUUGCGGCAUCUGAAGUCCCAUGCGGCCAGCGCCGGGGGGAGCACGGAGGGUAAAUUUGCUUGCUCCAGCUGCAGGAAGGAGUUCCCUGACCGUGGCCAGCUGCGCAAGCACCAGCUCAGCCACCAGACCGAGCGGCCACACCAGUGCCAGCUCUGCAGCAAGGCCUACAAGACGGCGCCCGAGCUGCGCAACCACGGCCGCAGCCACAGCGGCGAGAAGCCCUUCGUGUGCCACGAGUGCGGCAAGGCCUUCAUGCAGCCCGUCUGCCUGCGGGUCCACAUGGCCCGGCACACGGGGGACCUGCCCUUCCGCUGCCAGCACUGCCACAAGGGCUACGGCACCCUCUCCAAGCUGAAGAUCCACCAGCGCUCCCACACGGGCGAGAAGCCCUACGCCUGCGGCGAGUGCGGCAAGCGCUUUGCCGACCCCUCGGUCUUCCGCAAGCACCGCCGCACCCAUGCCGGCCUGCGGCCCUACCAGUGCGAAGUGUGCCGCAAGACCUACGCCGAGCUGAAGGACCUCAAGAACCACGAGCGCUCGCACACGGGCGAGCGGCCCUUCCUCUGCCAGGACUGCGGCAAGGCCUUCUCCCGCUCCUCGUCGCUGGCUUGCCACCAGCGCAUCCACGCGGCCCACAAGCCCUACCGCUGCAGCCUGUGCGGCAAGGGCUUCACCCAGCUCUCCUCCUUCCAGAGCCACCAGCGCACCCACUCCGGGGAGAAGCCCUUCCUCUGCCCACAGUGCGGGCGCAUGUUCAGCGACCCCUCCAGCUUCCGCCGGCACCAGCGGGCCCACCAGGGCCUGAAGCCCUAUGCCUGCGACAAGUGUGGCAAGGCCUUCCGCCAGCCGGCCGACCUGGCCAUGCACCAGCGCAUCCACACAGGCGAGCGGCCCCACAAGUGCGCACAGUGCGACAAGAGCUUCGUGGCCUCCUGGGACCUCAAGCGCCACCUGCUGGUGCACUCGGGGCAGCGCCCCCACCAGUGCGGGGAGUGUGGCAAGAGCUUUGCCGAGCGGGCCAGCCUCACCAAGCACUACCGGGUGCACUCCGGCGAGCGGCCCUUCAAGUGUGGCCGCUGUGGCAAGGCCUUUGUGGUGUCCUCCAGCCUGCGGAAGCACGAGCGCACCCACAGUGGCGAGAACCAUGAGGACAAGGCCCUGCUGGUCGGCGGCCACGAGCCACCCCCUGGAGACCCCGCGGCCAUCGUCGUGGCCACGGUGGUGCCCGCCUGCGGGGAGUGCGGCGAGGCCUUUCCCUCCACCCAGGAGCUGCGCCGCCAUGAGCGGCUGCACCACCCUGGCCUGCGCCCCUUUCCCUGCCCCGAGUGCGGCAAGGGCUUCUCGGACCGGGCCGGCCUGCGCAAGCACGAGCGCAUCCACUCGGGCGUCCGCCCCCACGCCUGCCCCCACUGCUCCAAGGCCUUCCUGGGUGCCUCGGACCUGCGCAAGCACCUCAAGACCCAUGUGGGCCUCGAGAACAGGCGCUCCGAGGACCCCGUCGUGACGGCUGCCAUAGCCACCUACGAGCCGCUGCUCUCUGCCCACAUUCACCCCCAUGCCCCUGACGACAGGACAGAGACGGACAAGGCCUCCCCCUCCAACUGCCUGACCGAGGCGCUCACGGAGCCCUCUUAGGCGCUGCCCCUCUUCCCUGGCGUGCGACUUCCGGCACUUCGCGCAGGUGCAGACCAGGCCAUGUUGCUUCGCAGCCCCACCUCCCCUCGCCCCCCCCCCCAUUUCCGCAGUAUCAGACGAAAGAGAGAUGUGCCUGGAGGGACUGUUGGAACAUGGACACCCAAACCCGGGCAACAAUGGGGCGGGGGUUAUAUUUGUUGUGUGUGUGCACUCCUGCAGUAUGACGUGUGUAUCUCUGUUGGUUUAUAAUAUCACACUGUGCAGUUUUCUGGGUGAGGAACAAGACUGAAUUGAGAAACCAGUGGCGAAGGGGGAGAAGGAAAUAAAAGCAACCCCCUCUAUCUCUUCUAGAACUUCUAUUAAUCUGUCUCAUGUUGCCCUGGUUUAUGUAAACAGCUUGAAAUAAAAGCCUUGGGGGUUUUGUGUGA